GUACACUGUCCCAGGCCGACAAGAUGGCGGCCCCCAGGAAACGACGACUCCUGGGGCCGCCAUCUCUGCAUAUGCGUGUUUACAUUUGUCCCAGAACCAGCUCGUGCCUCCUACUCACUCCCAGUGACACAUCACUUUAGACAUCAGCGAGCGGGCAAACAGCAGUGUCAUUGAGAUUAAUUGAGGGGAAGGUCAGACUCGCUGGUAUAUCAGGAGAGAGCGCGGCUAGACGUGACUCGAGCGCGAAGCCACACGAGGACAAGAUGGAGCGCUGGUCGGGUCGCGUGGCGGUGGUGACUGGCGCCAGCUCGGGUAUCGGCUACGCCGUGGCCCGGGAGCUGGUGAAGAAGGGGCUGAAGGUGGUGGGGCUGGCUCGCCGGGCCGACAGGAUAGAGGAACUAGCUGCAAGCCUGAAGGAUUCGCCAGGGAAGCUGUACGCGGUGAAGACUGAUCUCACCAAAGAGGAGGACAUCCUGUCUGCCUUCAAGUGGGUGAAGGAGAACUUGGGAGGGGUAGACGUGCUGGUCAACAACGCUGGAGUCGGGAAAUUGGAUAACCUGUAUGAUGGAAGUGUAGCUGAUUGGAAACAAAUGAUCGAUGUGAACGUGCUUGCACUCAGCAUCUGUACUAAAGAGGCCAUCCGGUCUAUGAAGGAGAGGGGCGUGGACGAUGGACAUAUCAUACACAUAAAUAGUGUGGCAGGACACUAUUAUUCUUCCUUGCCUGGGAUUGGCAUGUACUCAGCCACCAAGCACGCAGUUACAGUGCUCACUGAAUCGCUGAGGAGGGAGCUGACCAAACUCAACUCCAAAAUCAAGAUUACAAGUAUCAGCCCUGGAGGAGUGAGGACCGAGAUGGUGGCUAGAGCCAACAUACCGGAGGAAGUCCUCAAGACCAUGUCCCUCCUGGAGCCGGAAGACUUGGCGGAGGCUGUUGUCUACACUCUGUCGACUCCACCUCGUGUACAGGUUCACGAGAUAACGAUUCGUCCAGUUGGAGAAAAGUUUUGAAUUUCAGCAGGCCACUCCAUUUUCAUAUGAAGACGAUAAAAAUGUCCGAUUUCUUCUAGGAGUGGCUGGAUCAACAAAACAUACUUCAUAAGUUUUCUUAUAAAUUUUGUGAUAUGUGUUGUUUUUGAAGAAAUUUUAUAAAAAAUAUUAGAUAAAGGUUGUGUAAAUAAUGUUUAUUGUAUAUAUUAUAGAAAUAGUAAAUUAAAUUUUAAACAAUGUUGUACA
Bacillus rossius redtenbacheri is the source of this 1235-nucleotide messenger RNA. RefSeq names its product farnesol dehydrogenase-like. Lineage: Eukaryota; Metazoa; Arthropoda; Insecta; Phasmatodea; Bacillidae. The record is from RefSeq and is a predicted model, not a curated record. Gene Ontology annotation, molecular function: oxidoreductase activity. The transcript has 6 exons. Bases 264 to 1010 code for a protein of 248 amino acids.